Messenger RNA from Entrophospora candida, 553 nucleotides. The record is from the annotation of a GenBank genome assembly. Lineage: Eukaryota; Fungi; Glomeromycota; Glomeromycetes; Entrophosporales; Entrophosporaceae.
ACAUGUUCAAAUAGAAGGUCUAGUAAAACAUCUAACAGGUGAUCAUUCUUUAUGUUGGGAUGAGGUUUGUUGGUUAAAAAAUAACCCUGAUUUAGAAUUGCAAGAACCAACCUUAAUUACAUAUUCUCAAAUCUUUCAGAAUUUUGGAAAUCUUUUUGCACUUGACACUCACUUGCAGUUUUACACACAUAACAAUGGUGUUUUGGAAAUGAUGAAUUCAGAUUUAGUUCCUUGUGGUCAAAAAUCACAAGAGGAAAUGUCUGUCAGGGAAUAUUGCCCUUUUUUUGCUCAUUUGAUUUAUAAUUUUGGAGCCAUUGUCAAAUGUAUGGGUUGCUAUUCUUUCUCUAAAAGUUUCCUCACAAAUGGUUUUGUAGGAAGCAUCCCAAAUAAAGGGCAAUUGGAAAGUGUUGAAUCAUUUGCUUCUGGAAAUGAUACAUUUGUACUAUUGCCAACAGGUGGAGGAAAGACAUUUUGUUAUGUAGCUUCAGCAUUGAUUUCUAAUGGCAUUACUGUGGUAUUUAGUCCAUUGAAGGCAUUAAUUCAAGAUCAAAUG